AGAGCAACAACAGAGGGUUUAAUCCGUGUUUUCCUCCAGGUGCGUGUGGGGGCGGCCCCCCUCGCCACCCCCAGCCCCCGCUGCGUUCUCAAGGCAAGAUUUGAGGAGGAUUAAAAACCUAAUCCCCGGGUUGGGCCUGGCCUGAAGGAAGGCGAGAGGCCUGAAUCCUAACCCGGCCCCACACCUGGCCCCAGUGUUCCCCGAACUCCCUGCAUCCGGGAAUUAGCGGUCUGGUUUGCAGCUGGCUGCCAUCAAGACGCCCCAAGGGGGAGCUGCGAGACCCUCAAAGGAUUCUCCUCGGACUCGGGAGAGCCCACCUGGACCCCACCUCGCGCGAGCAAGGGCCCCCAAGGAGGGUCUCAGGCGACAGUCUGAGAAGAUACGACCCCUUUAAAGAGAAAAGACUGGGGGGCGCGACCCAGCGAGCACGACAGCGUCACAAACCCCACGCGUGAGCUCUGAGCUCCCAGCCGACCCCCAAGUCCCGCCCCGCGCCCCCGGGAGAGCCAGGCUUCCGGGCCCCGCCCCGCUGUGCCCCGCCCCCACGGCGCAGGCGCCGAUUGGCCAGCGCGGCUGCAGGGCGGGGCCCAUCCUUAAAGGGGCGGGAGCUAAGGGGGACCCGAGGCGGGGGCGGUGAUGCCGCGUGGCCGCGCGUGGGUUGCUUCUACAUCUCUCUAAUGCCCGCCCCUGGUCCCAAACCCAUGGAGCCCGUGCGAGACUACCCGCUGUUCGGGGGCGCCUUCUCCGCCGCUCUCCCUCCCGGGGCCCUUGACGUAAGCGACCUCCGACCGGUCCCGGACAACCAGGAAGUUUUCUGCCACCGCGUGACGGACCAGAGCCUGAUCGUGGAACUUCUGGAGCUGCAGGCCCACGUGCAGGGAGAGGAGGCUGCGCGGUACCACUUUGAGGACGUGGGCGGGGUGCAGGGGGCUAGGUCUGUGCAGGUGGACAGUGUGCAGCCCCUCCUUUUGGAGAACCUGGCUCUGAGGAGCUGCUGUCAAGAAGCCUGGGUCCUGUCUGGCAAGCAGCAGGUAGCUAAAGAAAACCACCAGGUAGCAAAGGAUGUGACAGUGCACCAGGCUUUGCUGCGGCUGCCCCAGUACCAGACUGAUCUCCUGCUCACCUUCAAUGAUCCCCCCCCUGACCAUAGGUUAUCUCUUGGUCCUGAAAAUCUGUCACUUCCGCCCUGGAGCCUGGGUGACUUCGAACAGCUGGUGACCGGUCUGACCCUUCACGACCCCAACAUCUUUGGUCCCCAGUAAAGAUGCUGAAACACUGCGUGAAGUUGCUCUAGUACACGGGGACCUCAUUCUUCAAGGGAAGCAAGGGGUUGGACACAUACCCCUAAUUCCUUCCCUGUGCAUAAACAUGAGACACCUGUCUGCAGAAAUAAACUGGCUUUAUAAUCAAGAUAA
Molecule: messenger RNA, 1415 nt
Organism: Mustela lutreola (European mink)
Lineage: Eukaryota; Metazoa; Chordata; Mammalia; Carnivora; Mustelidae
Gene: RANGRF
Product: RAN guanine nucleotide release factor
Exons: 5
Coding region: 678-1262 (194 amino acids)
Biological process (GO): heart contraction; protein import into nucleus; regulation of sodium ion transmembrane transporter activity
Cellular component (GO): nucleus
Molecular function (GO): small GTPase binding; transmembrane transporter binding; sodium channel regulator activity
Source: RefSeq, a predicted model, not a curated record